Cicer arietinum (chickpea) is the source of this 1176-nucleotide messenger RNA. RefSeq lists its product as uncharacterized. NCBI's taxonomy places the organism in Eukaryota, Viridiplantae, Streptophyta, Magnoliopsida, Fabales, Fabaceae. The record is from RefSeq and is a predicted model, not a curated record.
AUAAAUAGAAAUACCUAGCUCAAACAUGAAAUAUACUACUACUAAUAUAUCUAAUAGUAACAGCUAUAUUUGUUCUAGCACAAACUCAUUUCCAUCAGCAAUGGAUUGGUUCUCCUGGUUAUCCAAGACCAACCUAAAUCCUUCUCUAGUCUACGAGUAUGGUUUCACUUUUAACCGCAAUGAGCUUCAAUUACAAGACUCCAUUCACUUCAACCACGAGUUUCUUCAAAGCAUGGGAAUUUCAAUUGCCAAACACAGGUUAGAAAUUCUCAAGCUUGUCAACAAAGAAAACAGAGAAGUUCCAAAAAAUACCAAAAACCUUUCUGGGGUGUUCAAAAAGUGUCUAAAGAAGUGUCUUAGCAAGCUGAUUUUCCAUGAACAAGAAAAACAUGUAAAGAACAUGAACAUGAACAUGAUGUCAUUGCAAAAAGAGGAAAAUUGGUACCAAGGGAAAUGGAGAAGAGCAUUGAUGAGUGAGGAGCUCAAAGGAGAAAAGGGUAUGCAUAGAAACAGGAAAAUAGCAAUGUCAGGGCCUUUAGAUGGAAGAAUGCAUAAUGAGAAAAUGGUUAGCAUUAACAACAACAAGGUGUUGAAGUUUUCUGGUCCUCUUGAUAAUGCAAAAAUGGUUUACACAAAUAGAAGUCCUGUGAGAACUAGGCCUAUUGAUAGAAGGUAUAUGGAUACAAGGAGUCCAACAUUUUCUGGGCCAAUUGAUUCAAGAGAAUUGGUCAGUAAUAAAAGUCUAAGCCCAAUUGAUUAUCAAAGUCCCUACAAUAGGACAACAGAUGAUUCUGAUUUUGAGGAUUCUUUAUUGUGGCGUGCAUUGUUUGAAGAUCUUAAACCAACUUGAUUUUUUUAUAAGAAAAUGAUAGUAGCACGGAUCGAUCACACAUUGAACCUCUGACGCAACACUCUUUCGAUGUCUUUUUUCUAUAAACAAAUAUUAGUAAGUUAAGUUACUUCAUAGGUGUUCGAAUCUUAGACCUCUUUUGAGUUAUUUAUUUGAAGACAAACCAACAUGAUUUUUUGUGUGUUUUACAUAUUGGCAUGACACCAAUGUUUUCUUAUGCAAAAUGAUGGUUCCUACUAUGUUUCUUUUUUUCUUUCUAAUUUUCUCCGUCUACUUGAAUGUUUCCAUUAUGUUUUAAUGACUUUUCACAUGAUGUUUGGCAUGAA